Molecule: messenger RNA, 2308 nt
Organism: Triticum dicoccoides
Lineage: Eukaryota; Viridiplantae; Streptophyta; Magnoliopsida; Poales; Poaceae
Product: hydroxyproline O-galactosyltransferase GALT5-like
Exons: 8
Coding region: 73-1908 (611 amino acids)
Cellular component (GO): Golgi membrane
Molecular function (GO): carbohydrate binding; hydroxyproline O-galactosyltransferase activity
Source: RefSeq, a predicted model, not a curated record
CGGCCGCGGACCCAGUCCAGAAGAACGGCUACUCCUUCCCCACCUUCUCUGACCGCCACCACGCGAACCGCCAUGCCGCCCAAGCGCGCGUGCCGGCUGGCGCUCAUGCUGGCGGCGGCGGGGUACCUCUGCUUCCUCCUCUUCCUCGAGCUGCCCUCCGUCUCCGUCGCGCCCCUCGCCACCGCCGACCGCCCGCGCCGCCGCGAGCUCGAGGCCCGCUCCUCCUCCACCGCGGCCCCGCUCCGGCCCCACACGCGCACCUUCCCCACCCCCCGCGCCAACUCCUCCUCCGCCUCCUCCAUCGACGCCGCCGCCUCCUCCGCCUUCGCCGCCGCGGCUCCCCUCCUGCCCGACCUCCUCUCCCCGUCCGCUCCCGCCUCCUCCUCCUCCUCCCCUUCCCCCUCACCGUCCGCCCCCGCGUCCUGCCCCGCCACCGUCUCCGUUCCCCGUGACCGCCUCGCCAGCACCCCGGUGGCCGUCGAGCUCCCGUGCGGGAUGGCCGUUGGCUCGCGCGUGACCGUGGUGGCCCGGCCGAGGAGGAGGGACGGGGCGGCGUCCUCGCAGUUCAUGGUGGAGCUGCUGGGCACCAAGGCCGUGCAGGGGGAGGAGCCGCCCAGGAUACUGCACUUCAACCCCAGGCUCGCCGGCGACUUCACCGGCCGCCCCGUCAUCGAGCUCAACACCUGCUACCGCAUGCAGUGGGCGCUGCCGCAGCGCUGCGAGGGCCCGCCGUCCCGGCCAGAAGACGACAGAGUUGAUGGCGAAAUCAAGUGUGAGAAAUGGACUCGGGAUGAUGGCCCCAAGACAGAUGAAUCAUCAUCAAACAUAAAGUGGCUGCUCGACAGUUUGAUCGGCAAACCGGAGCCAGACGAGGUCUCUGUCGAUCAGGCAUACCCCUUUGCAGAGGGCAAGCUCUUUGUCCUAACCAUCACAGCUGGUCUUGAAGGCUACCAUGUCAAUGUCGAUGGCCGACAUGUCGCAUCCUUCCCUUACCGCACUGGUUACAAUCUCGAGGACGCGACCGGCCUGUCGUUGAACGGGGACCUUGACAUCGAGUCGAUUUCUGCCGCCCAUCUGCCCAAAUCACACCCUAGCUUCGACCCACAGCGAUACCUCGAAAUGUCUGAACAGUGGAAGGCCUCACCUCUGCCGACUGAACCUGUCGAGCUGUUCAUUGGCAUCCUUUCUGCAGCCAACCAUUUCGCCGAGCGGAUGGCCGUUCGCAAGUCAUGGAUGAUUGCCACAAGGAGAUCGUCCAACAGUGUUGCCCGGUUCUUCGUCGCUCUGAAUGGGAAAAAAGAGGUCAACGAAGAACUGAAAAAGGAGGCAGAGUUCUUUGGUGACAUUGUUCUGGUCCCUUUCAUGGAUAGCUAUGACCUUGUUGUUUUAAAGACUAUUGCCAUUGCUGAGUAUGGGGUGCGAGUUGUGCAAGCGAAAUACGUAAUGAAGUGUGACGACGACACAUUUGUUAGAAUUGACGCGGUGUUGGAUCAAGUGAAGAAAGUAAAGAACGGGGGGAGCAUGUAUGUGGGGAACAUAAACUACUACCACAGGCCUCUGCGAUCUGGAAAGUGGGCUGUAACGUAUGAGGAAUGGGAAGAGGAAGUAUACCCACCUUACGCAAACGGACCGGGCUAUGUGAUUUCAUCAGACAUCGCUGAGUACAUCGUAUCCGAGUUUGACAACCAGAAACUGAGACUGUUCAAGAUGGAGGACGUGAGCAUGGGCAUGUGGGUUCAGAAGUUCAGUAAGACUCGCCAGCCGGUGGAGUAUUCGCACGACGUCAAGUUCUUCCAGGCCGGCUGCUUCGACGGCUACUACACGGCGCACUACCAGUCGCCGCAGCACAUGAUCUGCCUCUGGAGGAAGCUGCAGUCCGGGAGCGCUCAAUGCUGCAACGCCAGAUGACAAUGAGGCUGCCUGGUAAUUGAAAAGCAGCACCCGGGCUCUCUGCAGAAUCAAACAGCAAGGUUGAGUUCGAGUUUGAUCUUUGAUUUGGAGGCUCUCUGGAGAAUUAGCUUGCGUAAUUCGCUCAUUCUUUUGGUCAGUGGCUGGUUAAUUCAGCUACUGAUUCUGACACUAGCUAGAUGCUGACACCAUGUACAUGUGUCAAUUGUUUUUGACCUAGGAACUAACAGCUCUGCUGAUCUCACCUGUAUACCGGUUGUUCUCAUAUAUACAUAUUAGAUGUUUCAAGUCAAUCAUUUUUUGUAUUCAGAGGCACAUGUAUGCAAUGUCGAUUCCACAUGCAAGUAUGAUUUACCUAAGAAGUAUGCAUGUAUACACCUUCUAUCGCAGACUGGGAAAG